Messenger RNA from Linum trigynum, 2180 nucleotides. The record is from the annotation of a GenBank genome assembly. NCBI's taxonomy places the organism in Eukaryota, Viridiplantae, Streptophyta, Magnoliopsida, Malpighiales, Linaceae.
CGCCCAACUCCAGUCCCACUGUCGACAAGGAGCGCCUAUAACGCUCCCCCUGGAACUCUAGGGUUUCUUGCUCCAUUUCCUUUCUUUCACUCCCAAUUUCCCAUAUUCCAGACUCUCCAUUCUCCAAAUCAGGCGUCACUCCUCCGACAAUGGCGACGACGCCCGCUCUCGUCUCUCCCUCUCGGACCACUUGCGCCUCUCUCCUUCGCCAGUUGCAGGUAAUAUGGGAUGAAAUUGGGGAGGAGGACGGGGAUAGGGACAGGAUGCUUCAGCAACUUGAACAAGAGUGCCUUGAUAUCUACCGGAGAAAAGUCGACUCCAGCAGGAAGCACAAAGCUGAGUUGGCUCAGUCAUUGGCUGACGGAGAAACUGAAAUUGGCGUCCUUGUUUCCGCUCUUGGGGAAACUGCCUCAUUUCCUCGGAGCGUAAAGGGCUCUCUGAAGCAGCAGUUAUCCGCCCUCAAACCUGCUUUGCAAGACUUGAGGCAGAGGAAACAAGCACGGAUGAGCGAGUUUCAUAAGACUCAGUUGCAGAUUGCUCAAAUCUGUGCGGAAAUAGCAGGAAAUGAUAUCAACACUGUUGAUCCGAAAAUUGAUGAACGUGAUUUGACUGUGAAGAAAUUGGGCGAACUCAAGUCACACCUCAACGAACUCCAAACGGAAAAGAAUCUGCGUCUGCAUAAGGUUAGCAGCUCUCUCGGCAAAAUUCACGAGCUGUCAGUUGUAAUGUCAAUCGAUUUCUCCAACACUGUUGCCGAUAUCCAUCCCAGCUUAUGUGAUCAUACUCAGUCAAAGAGCAUAAGCAAUGACACACUAGCUCGAUUAACUAGUGUGAUUCAAUCAUUAAGGCAAGAGAAGCUGGAUAGGCUACAUAAGCUUCAAGAUCUUGGGAAGACACUAAUGGGGCUAUGGGAUCUUAUGGACACAAAUGUAGAGGAACAAGGAAAAUUUGAUCAUGUUACUUCACUAAUUUCUUCCUCAUUGGAUGAGGCAUCAAGACAAGGCUGCCUUGCACUUGAUGUCAUUGAGCAGACUGAGGUUGAAGUUGAGAGAUUGAAUGCUCUCAAAGCCGGCAAGAUGAAAGAGUUGGUAUUGAAAAGACAAAAUGAGCUGGAAGCAAUAUACAUAGAUGUUCAUAUGGAGAUAGAUGCUGAUGCAGCACGGCGGGCUCUUAUCAACCUAAUUGAAUCUGGAAAUGUUGAGCUCUCUGAUCUGCUCUCCAGUAUGGACAACCAGAUAACAAUGGCCAAAGAGCUAUCACUAAGCCGGAAGGAGGUUUUGGACAAGGUAGAGAAAUGGAAACAUGCUUAUGAGGAAGAAAAGUGGCUUGAAGACUAUGAAAAGGAUGAAAAUCGGUACAGUGCAGGGAGAGGUGCGCAUAAAAAUUUGAAGCGUGCAGAGAAGGCAAGAAUUCUAGUCAGCAAAAUACCAUCUAUGGUUGAGAAUUUGACUUCAAAAGUGAAAGCCUGGGAAUUGGAGCGAGGCAUUUCUUUCCAGUGUGACAAGGCUCCCCUGUUACGGAUGUUGGAGGAAUAUACUGCAAUGAGGCACGAAAGAGAAGACGCGAGGCGACGCACAAAGGAGCACAGGCGUGUACAAGAGCAGAUGGCAGCUGAGCAAGAGGCAAUUUAUGGGUCGCGGCCCAAGAAACCACUGGGCCAAAGCACCGCCAACAACACUAUGGUCGGGACACCCAUGGGACGCCGUGGGCCCACCUCAUUGGGCCGUCACAACGCACCUUCUGCUGGAAAGGAGCGCCGAGAGAGCCGGUACCAUAACGUGGCGCCUAUCAACUAUGUGGCCCUUCCAAAGGACGACCACUCCGUCUCUCGUGGCGCCUAACCCACCCGGCUCGAGCCAGCCAGGGUCAAACGCAAACAAAGUAGCCGGUUUGUAAAAACCUGUAAAAAUGUCAUUUUGCUUCAAUCUCGACUUUUUCUAUACAGUGAUGAACUUGUCCCGCGAUCUCACUAGGGGAGGACGACAUGACUGUUCUGAUGUGCUACUGCUAAUCACAUAGAAGAUCUCUCUUUGUAGUUUCUUUACAGGAUGGGAAAAUCGUGUUUGAAUUCGAAUCCUAACCUUGGGGUGCGAUACAUGAGGAUUAAUGCACUGAAUUCUGUUGGAAUUCAAAGUUAAACAUACUUAAUGAGAGUAGUACAAUAUAUAUGACUUUUUGUA